AUGACGUCAAAGCGGCGAUCCGCGGGUGGGGCGUGUGGAGGCGGAGGAGGAGGAGGGGGGGGGGAGGCGAAGGUGCCACCGGACCGGGCGAGCGUCGAGGCUGUGGGGCUACGUAGGAGCCAUCGACCAGGGUCCGGGCCGGCGGCGACGGCGACGGCGGAGGCGCCGGCAGAAGCAGAAGCAGAAGCAACAGCGGAUCGCCGGGAAGUGGUCAGGGCAGGCGGCGCGCGGUUUUUCCCCGUUCCCCCACUGCGCCAGCAGGCUCGGCGCGACCGAGACUCGGGCCGCCUCCGCCUGCAGGAAACGGCGCUCGGGAACGUCGUCGUGAGCCGCUGCCACGCCGCCGCCGCCGCCGCUCGGGUUCGAAGGGAAAACCCUCGCGCGCCGCCAGUUGUGGAACGGACGCAUCGCCGCGCGCACCGCACGGCCACCGCGCUCCUUCGUCACUCGCGUCGAGUGCCUUCUGCCGGCCACCGCCUGCCUCCACGGCGGCCUCCCCCUUUCGCGAUGGCGGCCUUGCGCUUCCUCACAGUGCUGUCCGUGGUGCUCGGCAUGACGCUGGGGCAACACUUCCUUGGCAGUGGAAGACAACACGCACCUAACCGUUUCAACUUCUUCGACAUCGAAUUACUGAAGGAAGUUAUUCGUCAAGAAGGAGCUCACAACUUUGUAAUUUCACCUGCAAGUGCAAAGGCUGUCAAACAUCCUGGUACUGCAGUGGAAAUAGCAAAUCAAAUAUUUGUUAGUCCUGAAAUAACAGUUAACCAUCUGUAUCAAGAAGCUCUUACAAACAUUUACUUAUCAGGAACACAAAAUGUUGAAUUCACAAACCCGCAAUUGGCAGCAUCAACUAUUAAUGGAUGGGUGUUAAAAAAUACACACGGCCUAAUUCGAACUUUGGUUGCACCACAGGCAAUGAAUCCCCAAACAAAAGCACUGGUUGCAAAUGCUCUUUACUUCAGAGGAAGAUGGGCUGUGCCAUUUGAUAAGAGGGCAACAACUGUACGCUGUUUUUAUCCAAUACCUUCAGUUUGCAAAAACGCAAAUUUCAUGGAGACUGUAGGGCAACACUCCUUUGCAAAUCUGAGAGAUUUAAAUGCAAAAGCUCUUGAAAUUUCUUAUCAGGGGUCUAAAUUUUCUAUGCUCUUCUUAUUGCCAAAUAAUGAUAUUGAUGAGCUGCUACGAGAUCUAUCUUAUCAACCACUGAAUACCAUAAUUCCAAAAUUAGAAUCUACAACUGUAGUAGUAUCCAUUCCACGUUUUGCUAUUGAAUUUGACGUUGAUUUGACAGCAUCUUUGACCAAUCUGGGAAUAAAAGAUUUAUUUACACCAGCAGCUAAUUUGUCAGGUAUGGUACAAAAAGGAGAAAAUGUAUUCAUUAACAAGGUGUUUCAGAAAGUUGUAUUAGAAAUUGAUGAAGAAGGAACUGUUGGUGCAGCAGCAUCAGGUGCUGUUGCUGUACCACUUCAAGGACCAACACUUCCCAGAUUUCAAGCUUCAAGACCUUUCUUAUUUUUUGUUAGAGAUAUUGAAACAGGAAAUUAUUUAUUUGCUGGCUUUGUAGAACAACCAGAAUUAGCCACAGAGCCACUCAAUUCAAAUCCACCUCAACCUAAUUUUUCUACUGUUCUUAAGCCUGUUUCUAUCAAUCCUGUUGAAUCCAAAAUUGAUGAAACUACUCAUUCAAAUGGCUCUCCCAAUCGCCGGCCAGGUGAUGGCUCAGAUACUAUUCGUUAUCCUGUUUGAAGCUUGCCUAAAAAUGAAAGUUUAACAACUGUAGAAGACAAAAAAAUUGAAAGAUGAAUAACAAGAAGUGAAUUUCCACAUUUCUGCAAUUUUGAAAAUGUUUUUUAAAUAAAGAGUUUGAUAUACAUUUUUAGACUUUGAAAGUAAAUGUACAUGGAUGCAAAACACCGAUUUAAUGUAAAUAAACUAUGAUGUAUUUAAUUAAAACAACUUAAAUGUUAUGAUCACUCAUUUCUAUCAAAACUGAACCUAAAAGAUAACAAUCUUUGUGAAGCCAUUCAAGUCAUGCAAACAUUUCUAUUCAAUUGUACAAGGAAAAAUAGUUUAAAGUUGCAAAGAAAUUUCUCGAAACUAUCCACCACACACGUUGAAACACAAAGCUCAUGAUAUACUGAAUUGACAGAUUAAACAACAAAAGAUUGAAUAAGAAUACUGUGCAAGAGUUGAAGAUGCCAUGACAGGCAUGAUGACUGUUCCAAGUUUUCUGGAAAACUCGUUCAAUAUUGAAUUGUAAGAAAGAAUAAAACUAGAGGGUAGACUGAAUUUUCUCUUCUUUUCAGAUUUAUAGCACACUAAUGAUUUCCUCAAAAUUUUGCAGUUGAGUUGCUACUGAUGAAAAUGUCCUGAAAUUUUGUUUUGUGAAAAAUUUACUUUGUAACUUCAUUUUAAAAACAUUACUGAUGGAAUCAUCACCUUCUAUAUCUAAUUAACAACCGCUGAUGAAGGAGACAAGAUUACAGAAUUAAUAAACAAAAACUAAUGAAAGAACUAUUUUCUGCACAAUAAACUUUAUUUAAACUAUGUUAACAGAAGAUGUUAAUAAUCAAAUUUGGUGAAUCAAUAUUGGUUAAGGGUGCAUUUAAUUUUCAAAAUUUUAGAAUAAUAAAUAAAAUAAAUCAGAUUCACCAAGUGCGUAACUCACAGACUAAGAGGACACGAAGAUAUGAAUUGUAGAAUCACUGAUAGAAUUUUGUGGUGCCUCAAAACAAGGUUAGCAUAAAUUCUCAACUUGCGAAUAAGCUGGAUAGUCACGAGUGAUAAGGAGUACUCCAACUGCUGGUGAAGAUCCUUGGAGCAUGUAAAUAAGAGAAUGUUCACUCCUUAAGAUGAUUUGACUAGGAAACACUUGUCAAUUGCCAAGAUAAAUAAGAAAGGCAUAAAUGAAAUAAGUAUUUAACACACAAAUACAUAUUUUUAGGUUCUAUGGCUGAUAUUUUACUGUAUGCCAAAACAGUAUAAUAGGUUUGGGCCUAAAAAUUAUAUGUUUGUUUAUUGUAAUAAAUGUGUUAACUUUAUUCAUGUAUCAUUUUCACAUUGCCACGAGACUACCACUACCAAGUACCACCUAUUUUCAAUAACACUACAAUGUAAGUACCUACUGCAUUAAAACACCAAUAAUUUGUUUCACUACAGAUGGGGACGGCAUGGAAUCAAAGCAACUGUAAAGUUGUAGGUAUGGACUAAAUUAUUGUUAUUAAUUGCAUUAUUCACAAAGUGAAAUGAUAUUACCACUUAAGGGCCUGAAAGGUGAACAGUUGGAAUUAAUUUUCAAAUAAAUGAAUUUUAUUCCAAGCAGACUUAUAAUGUAACAUUUUCUUGGAUUUUAAUGCUCUUUAAGCUGUGAAUUGAUAACAUGACAUUCAUUGUUACCAUAUCAAUUAGAACAAACUCGACAAAUAAACAGAACCUACCUCAUUUUAAGAUCUAUACCACAAAUAUAAAAUCUGCAUACAUCUGAGUAAUUAAUACAUGAAACAUUUAUAAAAAUAAUAGAGAGUAUGUGAAACAGUUCAGAUAAUUGCAUAAAACUGAUGUUUUAAAAUAGAAUUACAAACUAACCAAGGCUAGUUGACUUCACCGUAAAUCAAUUUCACUGAAACUCACCAUAAAAGUAACUCAAUCAGUAAGUCAAUAUACCUAAAGUAGCCCAGUGAAGCAUAUGGGCUUCUGUGUAGUCAAUGCAGACCGCUCUGGACCUAAGAGUACGUCUAUAAAUUAUGUAAUGCAAAUUUGAAGUAUUUUGAAUACCCUCUAUCUGCUCUGUAAUGAACAUGUUAUGUACCGCACAU
Messenger RNA from Gryllus bimaculatus (two-spotted cricket), 3815 nucleotides. The record is from the annotation of a GenBank genome assembly. NCBI's taxonomy places the organism in Eukaryota, Metazoa, Arthropoda, Insecta, Orthoptera, Gryllidae.